AUGAUAUUGUAUGGGAUUAAAGAAGAAGAACCCGAGUCCAUAUAUAAAGCUCUUCAAUCAUCGAACUGGAAAGAAGCAAUUCAAGCUGAUUUUGAAGCUCUUGAAAUGAAUAACACGUGGAUGCUGGUAACUCUGCCUGAAGGAAGGAAAGCAGUAUGUUGUAAAUGGCUGUUUAGAAUCAAAAGGAAUGUUAAUGGCACUCUACAAUGCUACAAGGCGAGGUUAGAGGCAAAAAGGUUCUCUCAAGUACCUGGACAAGACUUCCAUGACACCUUUAACCCCGUGGUUAAAUCAUCCACAAUCAAUGUCAUAUUGUCCAUAGCAGCUCGUAACAACUGA
Molecule: messenger RNA, 339 nt
Organism: Hibiscus syriacus
Lineage: Eukaryota; Viridiplantae; Streptophyta; Magnoliopsida; Malvales; Malvaceae
Exons: 1
Coding region: 1-339 (112 amino acids)
Source: RefSeq, a predicted model, not a curated record